Messenger RNA from Paramuricea clavata, 978 nucleotides. The record is from the annotation of a GenBank genome assembly. NCBI's taxonomy places the organism in Eukaryota, Metazoa, Cnidaria, Anthozoa, Malacalcyonacea, Plexauridae.
AUGGCGGCAGAUGUGAUUGCGCCUUCUUUAACAGAGAUAUUUACUAAAUCUAUUCAUACUGGAAUAUUUCCAGAUGAAUGGAAGGAAGCAAGGGUGUCGCCAGUGUAUAAGAACGGUGCAAAGCAUGAUCCGAGCAAUUAUAGGCCUAUAUCUGUGAUUCCAACGGUUUCAAAAAUUUUUGAGAAAAUUAUCUUUGACCAACUUAAUAAAUAUUUUAACGACAACAAUCUGUUGACCACCUGUCAAUCUGGAUUUCGGUCAUUGCAUAGUACAGUAACAGCGUUGCUGGAGGCUACAAAUAGCUGGUCUGUUAAUAUAGAUAAUGGUCUAAUUAAUGGGGUUGUUUUCAUUGAUCUGAAAAAAGCCGUCGAUAUUAUUGAUCAUCAGAUAAUUUUACAGAAAUUAGAACAUUAUGGUAUCGACCAUAAUAGUUUAAAAUGGUUCGAAUCAUAUCUUACUGGCAGAACACAAAAAUGCAAAGUUAAUCAUCGGCUAUCAGGUUCGACGUCAGUAACGUGCGGAAUCCCACAAGGGAGCAAUUUGGGUCCGUUACUGUUCCUUAUCUAUAUUAACGACCUGCCAAAUUGCCUCCACCACGCCACUCCUAGAAUGUUUGCAGACGAUACGAAUGUAAGCUUUGGAGCUGAUUCUCUGGAAGAGCUCCAAAGUGUCAUUAAUUCUGAAUUAGAACGUCUUAAAAACUGGCUUAUUACAAAUAAGCUCAGUUUAAAUAUUGCACAAACAGAGUUUAUGACAAUUGGAUCCCGACAGAGAAUCAAUGCUACUCAAGGUAGUAUAACCAUUAAGCUUGAUGGUAGUGAAAUCAACAAAGUCGAUAUUGUUAAAUCCUUAGGAGUACAUAUUGACAAACACCUUUCUUGGUCAACCCAUAUAGAAAAAAUAACUAAAAAAAUUGCUUCAGCCAUUGGUGCAUUAAAACGUAUUAGACCAUUUGUAAAUACGAGAACAGCUGUUCAG